Salvelinus sp. IW2-2015 is the source of this 787-nucleotide messenger RNA. Its product is annotated as WD repeat-containing protein 1. The record is from RefSeq and is a predicted model, not a curated record. NCBI's taxonomy places the organism in Eukaryota, Metazoa, Chordata, Actinopteri, Salmoniformes, Salmonidae. Gene Ontology annotation, molecular function: actin filament binding. Gene Ontology annotation, cellular component: cortical actin cytoskeleton. Gene Ontology annotation, biological process: locomotion; sarcomere organization; actin filament depolymerization.
CAACGCCAGGCAUACCGAGAGUGGCGUUUGCUUCCGUGUUUGUGCGAUUAGCAGUCUAGACUAGCCGGUGGAUCAGAGAGGUUUGGUGUUUCAUUCAUUUGGAGGAAUUAAUACAAAAUCAGCGAACAUGUCAUAUGAAUUGAAGCAUUUAUUUGCCAGCCUCCCGCAGAUGGAACGAGGAGUCGCCAAAGUCCUAGGUGGCGAUCCCAAAGGCAACAACUUCCUCUAUACCAAUGGAAAGAGCGUAAUCAUCAGGAACAUUAAUAACCCUGCCAUAGCUGAUAUCUACACUGAGCACCCUCAUCAGGUUACUGUCGCCAAGUACGCCCCCAGUGGCUUCUACAUUGCUUCUGGAGAUGUGUCUGGUAAGAUCCGUAUCUGGGACACUACCCAGAAGGAACACCUGCUGAAGUAUGAGUACCAGCCUUUCGGGGGGAAAAUCAAGGACAUCGCAUGGACUGAGGACAGCAAAAGGAUUGCUUGUGUGGGAGAGGGACGUGAGAAGUUCGGGGCUGUGUUCCUGUGGGACACUGGCUCCUCUGUGGGAGAGAUCUCAGGCCACUCAAAAGUCAUCAACAGCGUAGAUAUCAAGCAGACUCGCCCCUACCGUCUGAUCUCCGGAAGCGAUGACAAUUGUGGAGCCUUCUUUGAGGGACCACCUUUCAAGUUCAAGUUCUCAAUCACAGUGAGUGUGUGUGUGAGGUUCCCGAGAAAAUAUUGGAAUUGGUUCUCAAUGUCCAUCAGUGUGUGGUUGGGAGGGACUUGUCUAUAGGUCUCUAACUGUUGU